Messenger RNA from Oikopleura dioica, 2856 nucleotides. The record is from the annotation of a GenBank genome assembly. NCBI's taxonomy places the organism in Eukaryota, Metazoa, Chordata, Appendicularia, Copelata, Oikopleuridae.
AUGGACGAUCGAAGGAGGUCGACGAUGUGCGGCUUCAAGACGCAAAUUAUUUGGUCGCCAAGCGAUCCACGUCUUUUCGCGACGAUGGAGGUUGCUGAUAUGCGCCAUGUGCUCAGGUUUUAUCAUCUCGUUCCAGUUGAAAAUACUCCCGAACGGAAAACGCACGCGUUGCCGCCAGAAAGAACAGAAUUCAUCAGUCCGAUAACGCUUCCCUUUCCGUCAGAAAAUGCUGUCUGGGUCAAUUCGAUCAAAAAUAAACACACGAUUCUGGUAGAUGACAAAACGAAAGAGAAAGAAAACACGAUACGAAUCAUCACUUUUUCAAUCGUCGACGGCAGAAUUGAAUAUGAAUCUCCACUGGCGAAUUUGCCCGAAAGAAGCGCGAACAUGACCAUUUCAGUGAUGACCUUCAAUCAAGAAACGAAUCAGCUUCUCUGCGCUGGAAAACAGGCUCGCGGAACUCUGAGCUGCUUCAUUUCUACCGAAAAGAAAAAGUUCGAGGACAAGCAACCGCUCCACAUUGACGACCAAAACGGGGCAGACAUCAUCGACGCGGUCUUGAAGUCCAAAGAUCAUGUUUUUCUGUCGAUGGCGUCGGAGAAACCAAUGAUCGUUUUCGUCAAGAAUGACAACAUGCGAAGAGCAAGAAGUUAUAUCAAAACUGGUUUCACUCCACAGGGCAUGUCUUUUUCCCCAGCAAACCAAACGCUCGCCACUUUUGGCCUAGACAACGGUUUCACCCAGCUGAAGAUCUACGAUACUCGUGGACUAGACAACUACGAUGCGUACAGUCGUGAUUUGGAUCCGGUCUUCAAGCACACUUACAACGACACGCCAAAGGUCCAAAUCCAUCAGAUAAUUUUCUCGCGCUACAGACCGGAACUUCUCGCAAGCCUGACGACGACUUUGAUGGGCGACUCGAGAGACGUGAAGCUCGUCGUUCAAGAAUUCCACCGCGAUAAUAACAAGUACCGCGACAGGAACAAACAAGACAGCCAAGUCGAAGGGCCAACGACGAUUUUUCACAAAACUGAUCACACGACCAUCAAUCUCCCUUCACUCACUGCGAUCGGCUCUGCCCACUGCUUCAGAUGGUGUCCAACGCAAAUGAAAAUAAUCUGCUGGGAGCGAAACGAAAUGCCAACGCUUCAUCCUGUUCACGAACAUCAAGUGCCUGUUAUCUCGCCAAUAACAGGGGAUAUUCUCGUUGGUGGGGCAAAAGGAAUCAUUACUUUUCAAGCGACGGAUGAGAGGAUGGAGCGAUUUCGUGCGAGACUCAAGCUGAAAUAUGGUCAUUUGCUGGCGAAAAAUAUGUAUAAAGAGUUAGCCGCCAAAGCCGCAGAAAAGAUCCGAAACUACUCCUCGAUCCCGGAUGUAACAUCAGAUCCUCGAAGAGAGCGUGAUUUCGCUCAAAUAUGGAAAUAUCUCAUUCGCACGAAAAAAGCGGACAUUGAAUAUUACAAAAAGCAGGAGGAAUCGGAGGAGCCGAUUCCCCGGCGCCAGCCCUCGAAUUCCAGAGGAGAGUAUCACCUGAACAGGAAUCGAAUAACGACGGGAAUCGCUGGAACGCUGAUGAAUAAAUACAGAACGGGGAUGAAGGAGGAAUCGGAGACGACAGAGGGCUACUGGCAGAAGUCAAGAGACGAUGACACAUGCAUUUUUACGUCGAGAGUCUACACCUCCGAUCCUCGGAGACGAGUAAUCGAGCUUUGUGGCUACUACGACCCUUUGUACCACACGCCGAAAGAAAUCUCCAACAAGAUUGACGAGUUACUUCUUGAAAAUCCAACCAAAGCGGCGGCGUACGCCCUCUUUUGCCGCCAAAAGUGGCGCGCGAUUCAAAUCCUCAAGGACCAGCGCCAGGAGAAGAUGACCUACAUCGUUCUGGCUAUUUCAGGCUUCAAUAAUAACUUCGGAUCGGAUUGGCAUCAGGAAGUUGAUGAGCUGCUGAAUUCAAGAUCAGAAGCGAACGAUCCUUAUGUUCGGGCGAUGCUGGGCUUUUUGGUUGAAGAAUAUGGCGAAUAUGCGUAUCCGAAGAAAGUACUGAAUUUGGCUGGAUUAGAUGUCGAUCUCAAGAUAGCUUUCGCAGCGAUUUAUCUUUCGGAUGAUAUUCUUCCUCGUUAUCUGCGAACCUUGGCGACAGAACUUGACAAUCAAAAGUCGUUGAUGGCAGUUGCCUUGUCUGGAUUCGAAGAUGUUGAUGAUGCACGGAUCUUUGAUGGAUUUGAGAUUCUUUACGAUUAUUAUCAAACGAUUCCGGAUAUCCUCUCCCUUCAGACGAUCAUUUACAUCAUCUUCCAUGGCUACAGUUAUUCGGCCUUCAACUGCUCGAAACGACGAGAGAAUCUGUUCACCGAAUGGACGGAAGACUACACUCAAAUUCUUCAAGACAAUCAGCUUUACAACGAUCGUUGCGAGUUCGAACACGUCCUUUACAAAAUCAUCCACAAUCCUGACGAGAAAAAUGGCCACAGAAAGCACCCUCUUCAUAGCACAAUGUACGAGCUAUGCCAGUUUUGCAAGAAGCCGAUCAGCGAUCUGUCAAAAGGAGAAAGAUCAAAAAGUCGCGGAAGAAACCCUCCCAACGCGACAGAAUGCAUGUGCCAGAAUAAUGACUACACUGCUGGCGCGCUGGAUAGAAGGGUCUGUUCGAUUUGUCAGUUUCUUGUGACGCAGACGAGUGAGACUCCGCCAAUUCGAGCUUUUGGGCAAGCGCAUUAUCAGAAAAGCCAUCGUUGCGACUGGGUACUGUGCCUCUCCUGCGGCCACGGUGGCCACACUCCCUGCCUCAAAGCCUGGUUCAUGACCUCGGAAUACUGUCCUUUCGACGCCUGCAAAUGCAUCUGCAAAACAUGA